AUGGGUCAUUUGCGAAGGUUAGUUUACUUCGCAGUUGUGGAAAAUGAUAUGUUUGGUACGUUCCCUUAUUCCCUUUACAAUAUAUCAUCUUUGAGGUUCAUUGCAGCCGGAGCUAACCGACUUAAUGGCACUCUUGCAGCCAACAUAAGCCUCACUCUCCCUAAUCUCCAAUAUUUGUCCAUCAAUACUAAUCAAUUCUCUGGUCCAAUCCCAGUUUCACUAUCCAAUGCUUCCCAGCUUGAAUUUCUUGAUCUCACCCAAAACAAUUUCGUGGGACAAGUUCCAACUGAUCUAGGCAACCUGCUAAAUCUACAACAUCUAAAUAUUGGAAGAAAUAAUCUUGGAAGUAAUUCCGUCAAGGACUUCGAUUUUUUAACAUCUUUGGAAAACUGCACCAAACUUGAAAGGCUAGGCUUUUCUUAUAACAAUUUUGGAGGCACUUUACCUGAUUCUAUAGGAAAUUUGUCGAUGCAACUCAGUGCUUUAUAUAUUUAUGGCAAUCAAAUAUUUGAAAUUAUUCCUGCAGCAUUAGAGAAUCUCAUCAACUUAAGUCUUCUCGUCAUGUAUAAAAACUUGUUCACAGGACCCAUUCCCACUUAUUUUGGGAAGUUUCAAAAGCUGCAAGGAUUGGCUUUGCAUAGAAACAGAUUGUCGGGAAACAUACCAUCCUCUCUAGGCAACCUCACUCAAUUGGUCCUACUUUCCUUACAUCAGAACAAAUUGGAAGGAAAUAUUCCAUCAAGUUUUGAAAACUGCAAAAACAAAUGGUUGCACCGUGAUAGAGACAAUGAAAGUCCACCAAAAUAUUUGAACCUCAUUCAAAGACUAAAUAUUGUGAUUGAUGUAGCUUCUGCACUACAUUAUGUUCAUGAUCAUUGUGAAAUACCAAUCAUUCAUUGUGAUUUGAAGCCAAGCAAUGUUCUUCUUGAAGAUGACAUGAUUGCUAAAGUAAGUGAUUUUGGUUUGGCAAGGAUCAUCUCUACAACAAAUGAUGCUUCUCAAAAUCAAACUAGCACAGUUGGAAUAAAGGGUACUUUUGGCUAUGCUGCUCCAGAGUACGGAAUGGGUGGUGAGGCAUCAACACAAGGAGAUGUCUAUAGUUAUGGGAUAUUUGUGUCGGAGAUGUUCACAGGAAAGAGACCUACUGACAAAAUAUUUAAAGAUGGUUUCAACCUUCAUAACUUUGUUAAAAUGGCAUCGACAGAAAAACUUGUGCAAGUUGUAGACCCAAAUCUUCUCACAAGAGAAGUGGAAGAUUUAGAAGUGGCAACAGAAAAAGAUGACUACAACAACAAUGAUCACGAUGAUAUUGAGGCAGUAGAAGAAAGAGUUCGUAUUGAGAACCUAAGCCAUAUGAAUUCUAAUGAGUAA
Molecule: messenger RNA, 1371 nt
Organism: Corylus avellana
Lineage: Eukaryota; Viridiplantae; Streptophyta; Magnoliopsida; Fagales; Betulaceae
Source: RefSeq, a predicted model, not a curated record